UUUUCAAGGGCAAAUCAUUGAGUAGUACAUUGCUGAUAAGUGAUAACAUGCGUAAUCAGUCGGCUUCUUGUUAUCAUCAUCAAAAGAGACACAACAAUCGUCAGUAGCGACUGACUGGCACUUGAUUGUUGGUUGAUUGCCUCAUGUUCAGCUUAACUGAAUCAAUUGACCAGUAUGCACGUGUUAUGUUGCUUGUUUGUAGGUAGUUAGUUAGCAACAACAACACGAGUUAAUUGUACUUAUAAAUCACAUUGCAAUCUUGGCAUGACUCAACAGCUCACUUUUGGUGAAAUGAUCAGUAGUGACCGAAGCCAAAAGCAUCUAUCUGCGACCCAAGAAAAAGGUGGUCAGCUACCCCGUCCAUUGGAGUGGAGUGGAGAUAUGGUGGAGCAGAACAAGAGGGCGAGGGCCAAUGGCGAGGUCAAGCAGGAGCAGCAGCAAGAGGAAGAAGAAGAGGUUGAGGAAGGAGAAGUGAGCCAAGAAGAAACCCAAAGGACGGGAGCUUUCCCUCUGGUGACCAUGGCCGCCAUGGAGCAGACGGAGGAGGAGACGCAGAUCGACGUCAGGAUCGCCGUCGCCUUGCUCCACUGCCAUGCUUGCCUCCAACCUCUCAAGCCUCCCGUCUUCAAGUGCGAUGAGGCGCAUAUCGUGUGCUCCGGCUGCCGCUGCGGCCACCAUGGGCAGCUGUGCGGUGGCGCCGCCGUGUACAGCCACUGCGCCGAGCUGGACGCCAUCGUCGCCACUGCCAAGGUGCCGUGCGCCCACGCGCCGUACGGCUGCAGCAGCUACGUCGUGUACGCGGGCGUCGCCGACCACCAGCGCGCGUGCCCGUGCGCGCCAUGCUCCUGCCCGGAGCCCGGCUGCCGCUUCCGCAGCUCGCCAGCGGCGCUCCCCGGCCACCUCGCCGCCGGCCACUCCUGGCCCGUCGCCGAGAUCGCCUACGGGAAGCCGCGCAAGCUCGCCGUGCCGCCGCCCGCCCACGUCCUCGUCGGGGAGGCCGACCGCGCCGUGUUCCUCGUGUCGUCGUGCGCCGUCGGCGCGGGCGCCGCGGUGUGCGUGGUCUGCGUCAGGGCGAACGGCGGCGGCGACAACGCGGCGGCGGUGGCGCGGUACAAGUGCAAGUUGUGGGUGGAGGUGCCUAGCAACGACGACAACAUGGCCAUGAUGACGUCGAUGGUGAGGAGCAGCGACCUCGCCGGCGGGUUCCCGGCGGCGGACAAGGGGAUGCUGCUGUGGGUGCCGCCGGAGAUGCUGCACGGCGUGCCCGGCGGCGAGGCGGCCAUCCUCAGCAUCCGCAUUGAUAGAGCUGCUGCUGCCACGCCCAAGUUCACGACUACACGAGCCAGGUCCCAGAAGGGAAUGCACUGAAGCUUAGGGUCUCCAGCGUUUCGGUUUUGAUUUUUAGCACUAGAUAAGCUAUUAACGAAAUUACUUUGGAUUUACUUAUUUCUUUAAGGAGCUUAUAUAUAAAAUUAUUUUAGACAAAACAUACCGUUCAAUAUUUUGGAAUGCGUGCUAAUUUGAUCUUUGAAGCUGUGGGAAAGAAUGCAACCUAGUACUGUAGAAUGGUUUAUCUUUUGCAUGUCUAGCCAAUAAGUAAUACACAACUCAUGAAUAUUGUAGAAAUUUUGCAAGAAUUUCACGGAAAAACAGUAAAACAGUUGAAUUCCCGCAGUAAUUUGUGGGUGGAUCC
This is a messenger RNA of Oryza sativa Japonica Group (Japanese rice), 1693 nucleotides long. Its product is annotated as E3 ubiquitin-protein ligase SINA-like 5. Gene Ontology annotation, molecular function: zinc ion binding. NCBI's taxonomy places the organism in Eukaryota, Viridiplantae, Streptophyta, Magnoliopsida, Poales, Poaceae. The record is from RefSeq and is a predicted model, not a curated record.